Corylus avellana is the source of this 2035-nucleotide messenger RNA. Its product is annotated as putative nucleoredoxin 1. The record is from RefSeq and is a predicted model, not a curated record. NCBI's taxonomy places the organism in Eukaryota, Viridiplantae, Streptophyta, Magnoliopsida, Fagales, Betulaceae. Gene Ontology annotation, molecular function: thioredoxin-disulfide reductase (NADPH) activity.
GAAACCUUUCUGGUUCCCUUAUAUAUAUGUGAACCUCUCUCACACUGAGCUUCUUGCGCAGAACUUUGACGAGCACUGAGAAGAGAACGAAAUGGCGGGUGGUGAACAAAGCGUGACCCAGAUCAACAACGGGGAUGCUCUUGACUGUCGCUCUCUCCUCUCUUCUUCGGAGAGGGACUUUCUUGUCCGCAACAACGGUGAUAAGGUUACAAUUGACAGCUUGAAGGGGAAGAAGCUUUGGUUGUAUUUUUCAGCAUCAUGGUGUGGCCCUUGUCGCCAUUUCACCCCAACUUUAGUCGAGGUGUACAAAGAACUCUCAACAAAAGGUGAUUUUGAGAUCAUUUUCAUCUCGGCUGACGAGGACGAGGAGUCGUUCAAUGGGUACUUCUCCAAAAUGCCAUGGCUUGCGAUUCCAUUUUCUGAUUCAGAUAAACGUGAUCUCUUGAAUGAGGAGUACAAGGUUAGGGGGAUACCGACCCUUGUAAUCAUUGGUGAAGAUGGGAAAGUUGUGAGUGACAGUGGAGUUGAGAUCAUUCGAGAGUAUGGAGUUGAAGGCUACCCUUUUACAGAAGAAAGGAUCAAAGAGCUGAAAGAUCAAGAGGAAGCAGCCAGGAGGAAUCAGUCGUUGACAUCUCUCUUGGUCACCCGCUCACGCGACUUUGUAAUUUCACCUAAUGGAAACAGGGUGCCUGUCUCUGAACUUGAAGGGAAGACAGUGGGUCUGUAUUUCUCGUUGUUCUCAUUCAAGUCAUGUGGUGAUUUUACUCCAAUGCUUGUUGACGUUUAUGAAAAAUUGAAAGCAAAGGGAGAGGGCUUUGAGGUUGUGUUGAUACCGCUUGAUGAUGAGGAGGAAUUAUUCAAUCAAGGUUUCAGAAACAUGCCUUGGUUUUCACUGCCCGUGAAGGACAAGGGCUGUGAGAAGCUGGCUCGAUACUUUGAGCUCUCAACCCUCCCCACUGUGGUUAUUAUUGGGCCGGAUGGAAAGACUGUUCAUUCCAAUGUUGCUGAAGCCAUCGAAGAACACGGUGUUCUGGCAUACCCAUUCACCCCAGAAAAGUUUGCAGAGCUUGCUGAGAUAGAGAAGGCAAAACGGGAAGCUCAAACGCUGGAGUCAAUUUUGGUUUCAGGAGAUCGAGAUUUUGUCAUUGGGAAAAAUGGAGCCAAGAUUCCAGUGUCGGAUUUAGUGGGAAAGAACAUCCUUAUUUACUUCUCGGCACAUUGGUGCCCGCCAUGUCGCGCCUUUCUUCCAAAACUUAUUGAAGCAUACCACAAGAUUAAGGCAAAGGAUGAUGCAUUUGAAGUGAUUUUCGUCUCUAGUGACAGGGACCAGGCGUCCUUUGAUGAAUUCUUUUCAGGAAUGCCAUGGCUAGCACUUCCCUUUGGUGACUCAAGGAAGGCAUCACUGGGUCGCACUUUUAAGGUCUCUGGCAUCCCCAUGCUUGUAGCCAUUGGACCAAGUGGCAGGACCGUCACAACAGAAGCCAGAGAUCUCAUCUCGAGUCAUGGAGCCAAUGCUUACCCUUUCAAUGAGGAGCGGGUGAAGGAGAUCGAGGCAGAAUUUGAGGAGAUGGCAAAGGGGUGGCCUAAGAAGGUAAAACACCCACUCCAUGAGGAGCAUGAGCUUGUUCUCUCUCGCCGUAGGACCUUUGUAUGUGACGGUUGCAAUGAGCAGGGAAAUGGCUGGUCCUAUUACUGUGAUGAGUGUGACUUUGAUCUUCAUCCCAAGUGUGCCUUGGAAGAAAACAAAGAUGAUUCUAUGGGAGGAGGAGAAAAUCCCAAAGAAGGGUGGGUCUGUGAUGGGGAAGUCUGCUCCAAAGCUUGACAGAGUCGCAUGUGAUACAUGCAAGUCAUCCUUUUUUUCUCUUUCCAGGAGUGAUUGUGAUAUGCGUGUAAGCUUCCAAGGUUACCUUCUCCUUAAGGUAUCUUUGGAGUAUUUAAUAAAUUAUAAUAUGGAUUUGGGUGUGCGAUUGUGUUAAUAUAAUAAUAUGAUGUUGUGGAUGGAUGUCACAGUAUUUGUGCCUCCUAAGCUCUAACU